CUCUCCUUUAAUCAAUCAAGCGCCUUCUCUUUGAUUUCUUCCCAUCUUCCUCCUCUGACCGUCUUGACUGCGAUCAGGAGCUCAGAGCCAAUUGAUCGCGCACGAAGCUCAGUACCGCACGCAGAGCGCCAGUUCAUCGUCGCGCAAACGGAGCGCACCGCAUUCCCCAUCCGCACCGACGACUCCACGAGUGGCAACAACCUGCCAUCCACCUUCGCCAACUGGGGCAUCCGGCAUCUCAACAAUGGCCGCCUCGCAGCAGCCUCCCUAUCCCCCCAGACCCACACAAGGCCGCCGUCGCUCAUCGUCAGGCCGUCGCUCCUCGUCCUUCGAUACCUAUGAUGGUCAAGGUGGUGAAGACGACGAUCUCCCAACAACUCCUCUCUCUCCGCCUACUGCAGCUCCUGAUGAGGAAGAGAUGGAGGAGCUGCUCGCUGCCAGGCAAAGUGGGGAGCAUUCACUUGGUGGGUGGCACUAUGCGCCCCUCCUGGUAGGCGUUUUGCCUCCCCUGAUGUCCCUCUUCGGCGGCAAUGCCAAUACGUGGAGUGACGGCAUUCUGCUCUUCAUCGCGAGCUUCUGGCUCUUCCAAUGCCUCAAGAUCCCUCAGGACAUCUAUCACGCUGCUCGCACUCGACGAAUCCUCCAGGCUGACCAGCUCGGAGACGAUAUGGAUCAUCACAAGGACUCACCCGAGCGGGUUCGACGUCGUCAAAUGGCCAUUGUAGAGCUGCAGCGAGUCGAGGUGCUGUCUCUCCUGGCCUGCGUGGCUAGCCCCGUGGUAGGCGCAUAUAUUCUGCACCUCCUUCAAGUGAACCUGACCGACGGACAGCGUUACCUCAAUCACUUCAAUAUCCGCCUCUUCAUGAUGGCGGCAGGCAUUCGCCCUUGGACGCAUGCAUUCAAACUGCUUCGCCGUAGACUUCUGCUGCUUCAAGAAGACGUCCACUACCCCUCAGCGAAGGUUGAGUCACUGCAGCGUCGCAUCACACGACUCGAGGCCGACUUGUCCUCGCUGCGCAAGUCUGCCGUGUCCAAGGCUGAUGUCAGGCUACUGCGGGAUGGCAUUGAUGUGCCUCUCUCGCAGAUGUCGCGCUCGAUGCGCCGAUACGAGAAGAAGGAGGAAUACAUGCGCGCAAAUUCAGACGACAAGUUCGCUCUCGUCGAGGCCAGGCUCGAGGAUCUGCUGCGCGAGUGCGCCAUCAAUGCCGAGCUCAUCGAGUCUGAACGGCUCGAGCGAGAGCGUAGCGCCUCUCUAGGUCGUAACGUUCUCGAAGCCUUCAAGUUUGCCAUCGGUCAGCGCUCGAAUACGCAGUCGUCACGCGGCCUGCCUGCUUCUUCGUCCUUUGCUAGCAUUACCAACUCAACAUCUCCCACUUCGCCGCCUGGUGGAGGAGGCAGCCCUCCUUGGGCAUCGCAUGGGCGCCUCCGCUCGACCAGCAAUGGCAGCAAUGCAGCGUCGAGCAUGAUGGCUACAACGUCGUCAAACUCAUCUCUGCCAAGCUACACCUCUCAUGGCGGCUCGCCGCCUCGAUAUCCUCAAACUCUACCUUCGGCCUCUGCUCACUCGAAUGGCUCAGCCAUGUAUACCCAAGAGCAGGCGACAAAGGCAGAUCUAGCCCCAGAGUGGUACGAGCGUGGCAUCCUCUACUGGGCUUUCCUGCCGCUCAAUCUCUCCAACUCGGUACUGCGCUAUGCGGGAGAUCGAAUGUCGUCCACCUCGGCACAGCAACAAGCAGCUGCUCUGCGUCAGCGCAGAAUGAUCGGGCCUCCCCCUCCGCCGCAGCCUCCCCAGGCUAUGUCGGCUGAAGCUUACGCUGCUCUGCAGCAGCAGCAGCACACGCUUCAUCACCCACCAUCUAUUCAAGUCACGCACCCUUCGCCCAUAAAUACAUCAUCUGGCUUCGACACAGGGCAUCAUUCCAACGGCGUGUCCCAAAGCUCGCCCACCCACUCCUUUGCUGCUCCGAGUGGGAUGGGCCAGGGAGGGGUAGUUACCUCUUCGCCUACCGUCAGCCUGGGCAAGACUGGCGGCCAGUCGUCGUCGGGCCCAUGGAAGAGCGGUAGGAUGGGCUCUGGGCGAGCGGUCAAGGUCUGAUGCAGGCACUAUCACUCAUCUCAGCUCUCUUCCUUCUUCUCAUUGCUCCGCCUUUCCUGAUACCCAGCCGCGACUGCGAGUCUUUACCCUAGGAUACACAACUUCAUCCGCUGCUUUCUAUUGUAUCUCGAAACUUUGUAGCAAUUCUCGAUCACCUCACUCAGUCGCCUUGCUCUCAAUGUCUGAACAUGC
Jaminaea rosea is the source of this 2287-nucleotide messenger RNA. RefSeq lists its product as hypothetical. Bases 245 to 2095 code for a protein of 616 amino acids. The record is from RefSeq and is a predicted model, not a curated record. The transcript is spliced from 3 exons. NCBI's taxonomy places the organism in Eukaryota, Fungi, Basidiomycota, Exobasidiomycetes, Microstromatales.